AUUCUUCGUCAGUUCUCUUGUGGUCGAGGGCGUAUGCAUUCCGAUACAAACACCGUAUAGAAAAGAAGCAUCGGGAACUUGAAAUGUCAUACUUCAUGUUUAUUGUUAUGUCACGGGAACAUUCACGCUUUCCAUCACGGUGCGACUUCCGCAAUGAGGUCAGAAUCAACUUUCGCUCUCCACAAAUGCUGCUUCAGCUUCAAGAAAGCACAGAAGAAACAAUAUCUUUCGAUUGGUUAUUCUAGCAAAGAUAAUAAUGUGUUGUUUUGGUCUGUAAGCUUCAUAGUCGUUUUCAUCAGGCUUGGGAAAGUUUUCGGAAAUCGUAGCAUUUGUUUUGGUCUAAAGCCAAAACGAAACUUCAAGUCUGGAGAGGAGGGUAAAACCAGCGAGAAUGAAUGAAAAUCACGAUAUGCCGGACUGCAAACCGUUCAAAGUCAUCGUUUUCGGCGAAGCAGGUGUCGGAAAGUCCGCUUUGAGCAUUCGAUCCGUUUGCCAAGAGUUCUCGGACAGCUAUGACCCCACAAUAGAGGAUAACUACGAAACAGACAUUGAAGUGGAUGGAUACCCAAUCAAAGUUGCGGUGGUUGACACGGCAGGAAACGACGUGUUCCGGCGAAUGAGAGACCAAUACAUAAAGAAUGGGGACGGAUUCCUAUUGGUUUAUUCCAUAACAGACCGCUCCAGUUCCACUGCAAUCGCAUCUUUCCAUGAACAGAUCGUUGCGGCCAAAGGAGAAAAGGACAAGAUUAUACCUCAAAUCCCCAUUAUUUUGGUUGGAAACAAAAGCGACUUAGACGAUGAACGAGAAGUUUCAUAUCAGAACGGGAAAAAAAUCGCUGCCACCUUAUCUUGCUCAUUUUUUGAAACCUCUGCCAAGAAUGACAUCGGUGUCGAUGAAGUAUUUGCCAACCUGGCAAAACAGAUGAGGGAAUCUAGAGCGGACUCUGUCCGAAAAGCUUUCAUAAAAGAUCGACAUAGAUUCUCUUUGCGGAAUCUGUCGCUAAAGGAGAGGAAGUAUAAAGAGAGGCUGCAGGCUUUAAGGACAGGUGAGACAAAGUCCAAGCUAUCAAGGAGAGCCACUGGAAGAUUUAGGGCACUUAUUUGUGGAGCAAGAAGUCUGGGUACGACUGAUGGAUAGAAUUUUGUGUCGCAGUUUUGUCUAUUGUGUAAAAAUCUCUUGAUAAAAAUCUCUUUCCAACCCUAUAAUGGAAUAUGUAGUACGAAAUACCAUGAAGGAUUUAAGUCAGUAUCAUUCAGUGGCAAGAUGAAUGAGGUCCCUCUCCAAAGGUCAGACAACUCAGUAUAAAUUUCAUUAUGACCUUUAUUGGUCCAUCGACUCACGAUCGUGAUUUACCUGAGGGAGGUUUCAAACACUGAUAUACAUGAAAAGGAACAUAAAUUAAUCUAGAAUUGAAGUUCUCUGAGGCUGGAAUUGUGUAGUUUUAAGUCUUCAUGAGUUUGAAGCCUUUCGUUAUGUGUCUCGUAGUUGCAUGCUGCAUCUUUUUGAAACUUAUAUCCUGAACUCUACAAAAGCUUGCCAUGUUACAAAAUUUUAAUUUUUUUAGAUAAAAUAUCAACCUUUCUAAAGAUGCUACGACAAUGUGUCAAGAAAUCUUUUCUACUCCGAGUACUAAUUUUAAUAUCAUGUUGCUAAAACAAGAAAGUCAUAUCUGUUUGCGACCUCUUUAAAUGGUACUUUUAAAUAUCACAAAGGUGAAGCAAAACGGCGACGCUGAUGAGCAUUAUAGAAGCACCUGCAUUGAGGCUGGCUUAAAACUGAGCUUUCGGUCCUUAGUUUUUGUCCCUGCUAUAUUUAACAAAUGGUAAACACCACAGCGUACACUAUUGAGUUAUGGAUGCACGCGAGAUGGCGGCUAAGCACGAACGAAUCGUAAGAGUCGCUCGAGGCGAUAACCGAGAGCGACUCUAGCUUCUUAAGUGCUUAGCAAACGUCC
Messenger RNA from Stylophora pistillata, 1955 nucleotides. RefSeq names its product ras-related protein Rap-2b. Gene Ontology annotation, biological process: signal transduction. The record is from RefSeq and is a predicted model, not a curated record. Lineage: Eukaryota; Metazoa; Cnidaria; Anthozoa; Scleractinia; Pocilloporidae. Gene Ontology annotation, cellular component: membrane. Gene Ontology annotation, molecular function: GTP binding; GTPase activity.